CACACUUUUCCACCUCAAAAACCCUUCGAUGGAUAGACUAUGAUCCUCGAGUUGCAUUGCUCUUCGGUUCGAAUGUAAAUUUGGCUUUUCUGAUCAUUUUCUCUUCAUAGAUCCCUCCGCCAAAGAUUGUAUUCGCUUAGUCUUCACUUCCGGGUCCGCCAUUUUGUUGCCUCCAUUUCUCCACGAGGGGGGGUUAAAGGCCCCCAAAAUAUGCAUAUAUGAAAAGGCCAAAAAGUAACCGUCAGUGACAGGGAGUGUUAACUAGAGAAAGAAACGGGACCAAACUGGCGGGCUCGGUGAAAGCGCGGCCGGCAGCGUCCCGGACGAGGAGCUUCCCGAAAACAUUUGUUCCUAUGCAUAAAGAUGUCUUUGGUGGAUUUGGGGAAGAGGUUGCUAGAAGCAGCAAGAAAAGGCCAAGAUGAUGAAGUGAGAACAUUGAUGGCAAAUGGCGCCCCAUUCACCACAGACUGGCUUGGAACAUCACCCCUCCACCUUGCAGCCCAGUAUGGUCAUUAUUCCACAGCAGAAGUGCUCCUUCGAGCAGGCGUUAGCAGGGAUGCCCGGACCAAAGUGGACAGGACCCCUUUGCACAUGGCUGCAGCUGAUGGACAUGCACACAUCGUGGAACUGCUUGUUAGGAAUGGUGCAGAUGUGAAUGCCAAGGACAUGCUGAAGAUGACAGCUUUACACUGGGCUACAGAACACCACCAUCGAGAUGUUGUAGAGCUACUUAUCAAAUAUGGAGCUGAUGUCCAUGCUUUCAGCAAGUUUGAUAAAUCUGCCUUUGACAUAGCCCUGGAGAAAAAGAAUGCUGAAAUUCUGGUCAUCCUUCAGGAAGCGAUGCAGAAUCAGGUGAAUGCUAAUCCCGAGAGAGCCAACCCCGUGACUGUGGCUGCCCCAUUCAUCUUCACAUCUGGAGAAGUUGUCAACCUCGCUAGCCUUGUUUCUUCAACCAACACCAAAACAACCUCAGUAGGUGACCCCCAUGCCUCCUCAGCACCACACUUGUCACAUUCCACCACCACAGUGCUGGCCACCCUUGCAGCUCUUGCUGAGGCAUCAGCCCCCUUGUCGAACUCUCACAGAGCCGCAGCUAAUUCAGAGGAAGUCAUAGAGGGAAAUUCUGUUGACUCAUCAGUCCAGCAAGUGGUGGGGAGCGGAGGCCAAAGGGUCAUCACUAUAGUGACUGAUGGAGUCCCUCUGGGUAAUAUACAAACUGCGAUCCCUACUGGAAGCAUUGGCCAACCAUUUAUUGUAACUAUGCAAGAUGGACAGCAAGUUCUAACUGUACCUGCUGGUCAGGUUACAGAGGAAACUGUAAUUGAAGAAGAGGAAGAAGCAGAGAAGUUGCCUCUGACUAAGAAACCAAGAAUAGAAGAGAGGACAAACAGUGUGGAGGAGAGCAAGGAGGGCACUGAAAGAGAGCUACUCCAACAGCAGCUCCAAGAGGCCAAUCGAAGAGCCCAGGAAUACCGACACCAGCUCCUAAAGAAAGAACAGGAAGCAGAGCAGUACCGCCUCAAGCUAGAGGCUAUGGCCAGACAACAGCCCAAUGGAGUUGAUUUCACCAUGGUUGAAGAGGUGGCCGAAGUAGAUGCUGUAGUAGUGACAGAGGGGGAGAUGGAAGAGAGAGACACGGAAGAGACUGGGGCAGGAGGGACCGUAGAGCCUCAUUCUGGAGUUCCCUUGGAAACUGUUUCAUCUUAAUGUGUGAGGGCCACAACUUGUACUGUGUCCAUCUUUUUCCUCUUUCCUCUUUUUAAAAGAAAAUACAGAGGACAGACAUUGUAUAAAAAUUAAGAAUGUCCUUAAGAAGAAAACUAUAGCAGGGUAACAGUGCUUGGGCUCAGGAAGGCUUGCUAUGCAACUGGAAAAUUCAAAACCAAAUUUAGGAAAUACUUCUUUUGAAGGACCAAAAGAAUAAGGACCAAUUUUCUCAGCUCACAUCCCCACUUUAAACUUAGAGGUAAAAGAAUGUUGGAUGUUGUGGGUUGAUUGUUUUUUAAAUAACUGACUUUGUAUCAGAAGAUUUUAAGAUAACAUUCCUAGUAUAGACAUGCACAGAGCUUUUUAUAAUUGCAUCGUCAAGUGACCUUAAAUUUUGCCUUAUAUUUAUGACGUACCUGGUAGAGAAGAAAACUAAUUAGGAGGUGGGUGAGAAGCAAGGUUUUGGGAAGAGAAAAUAUAUGUUCUGCUUCCAAAGGAGCAGGCAUUCCCCCUAUCCUGAUUUAAUUUCACCAAAAAGAAAUUGGUAAUUGCCUAACUCUGCAUCCAUUAUGUGUCCAUAAUUUAGAUGCCAGUUUAAGAAACUGAAGUGGAAUAUUUAAAAACUGGAAAGGAAAGAAACUUGUUUAUGUGGGAGAAGUGUAUGUAAAUCCAAAAUCCUCCAGGCUGUGCUUCACAAUGCUGGAAAGUGGCCAGGAAGAGGCUUGUGGGGUUAUAAAACAAUCUGGUCCCGAGAUACAAACUUUGCUCUGGCUGGAUUUUAUAAAAUUGAAAUCAGGAAGAUAGUCUGUUGCUAGAACAACUUGCUUCCACACAUUUAUUUAUAUAAUAUCAAGCUUUAAUAUCAACUUUUUAAUUUUAUAAAAUUUUAUUGAGUUUUCUAAGUGUGCCUUUGUGUGGAGCUUAAAGGGUAUCCUUCUCAUUGUAAAAAAAGAAGUCGGGGGAGAGGCAAUUGCUGAGGGUGUUGGUGGAGUUCUGUUUCCAUUUGACCUGGGAUGAGCAGAUUGUUCUGUUCCUUAAGGUCGGCUUUUUUGCAGAGCUUUUGUGCCUUGUAGGUGCUUGGUGUGUGUUGGCAAAAGAGUGAAAAAUUAGAAGUGCCAUAAAGUAAGGAACCAAAAAUUCUGGCUCAAUAACUUCAUCUGCCUGACUCCGUUCUCUACCACUGUGCCUGCUCCCUUUUCUUAGAUGCUUUUGUAAAGUGUUUCAUUACUGGGUUUUCUUUGUGUACCAGUUUGGAGUUUUUUCAGAAGGAGGGGUUAUGGAUGGAAAGAGAGAGGUUGUGGAGAAGUUACAUUACAGAAGUUACUGCCUUUGACAUUGGGCCCCCAUCAUUCUAGACCUGCUCUCUUGCUUUAUUGUAAAUGAGAAGAAGAAACCAGAGGAUGUGCCAAGUAAACAUUUGAAUGACUGUUUAGAAUACGGUUUUCUUAAUUAGCAAUCAUGGGGAAAACAUAUAUUUUUAAUUUGGAAUAAAACUUGACAGUUCACAUGGUUCUAUUUAUCUUGAUUAGUGAAGUAAUUUGCUGCAGUUUUCCAGAGGUGCAGAAUCACUUGGGGCUCAAAAUAGACCUAAAACAUAACUCGCCAAACCAAAUUUGACAAACAAAAUUGGUUAUUAGAGGCUUAUAGGCAAAAAAUACCAGUUUGAAAUUAAUCCUGGCCAUUGGCCACCACUAGGAGAAAACCACCACUAGGUUUUCUCCGUAGGCUUGAGAGAUUUCUCUUGGUUUGGGGGGAAGACGAGAAGCCCAGAUAAGGGCUAGGGUGAAAUUGUGCCAUUUUCUGUCAAGUUGUCCUUUUUCGGCUUGCAAUGUUUUUCUUUUUUCUGACCCCCUUUGUGAACCAGAUGCUAACAAUAAGAUGCUACUGUGUGCCAUUUCGGAGCUUUAGCCUAACCAUAGAGACAGAUGGACCAAGUGUCAUUUUAGAUGUGUUUGGUUUAUUUUCUUUGUUUAUAUAUUGACUUUAAUUCCUUUUUUUCCCCUCUUUCCUGUUAAGGGAGAGGAGGUUAACUCUGCAGAGGAUAGCCAGGCCCAGCUACCUGUCUCUCUGGGAUAGCUUCUGACCGGGCCCAUGAGUUGCCAUCCAAUACUCCCUGCUGAGCAUACAGAGUUCCUACUGUUUGGGGGAAUUUCAGAAAUACUUAUCAUUCUCUUUCUGUAGGAGGCUGUUACCCUCACCUAGAAAAAUCUCUAAUACAGCCCAAGUCAUUUUUGAUGAUGGGGUCUCUGAGAUAGGGAGUUGGGAUAGGGAAAGAGAAAAGAGAAAUGUCUGGAAAGGGAAGAGUAGCAAAAAGGUAUUUGUUGUUAUUUACUUGAAAUACACCUUUUAUCAUCCCAGAGAAGGGAAAUAGGAUUUGAUCUCCAGUUGUAUUGCCAUGGAGAAAAUGGCAGGUCCAGAUCCCUUGAAGUAGGUAGAAAUUAAAGAUGAAAUGCAUUAAUGGCAAAAACAUUUUAUGAUUUGCAUCUUUCAGGAUCAGCAAUGGAAGUUGGGAAAAUGUUGCUAGAUCCCAACUGUUGUGUUGGCAAGAUUGGAUUACAGAGAAUCAAUUAACAGACAGGUGGUUCAGACUUGGUACUUAAGCAGAAAAAACUUGGAAUCUAGGAUGAUUGCCUACUUUAAAGCUGCUUUAACAAUAUCAGUAUUAAUUUAUGAAUUUUAGAUUCUACAUUUGCAUUUUGGUUUUAAGCCUUCCCUGAGAAAAGAAAAAGAAAGAAGUCUUCAUAUUUCUGUUCUUAUUCCUAGCUUCAGGGAAAUUCUUAUAAAUAUAUAAAUGUACAAUUCCCUUCCUAUCACUACCUCUGUGGGAUCUCUUAAUUGUAAUGCCAGAGUUGAGGUUUCUUAAUGGAGAUAUGGGAGAACUUGACUUUAGGUUUUUCUAUGUUUUGAACUCAGUGCCUUAAAAGAUGUUCUUCUUUUCCUGUCAGAUCCAUGUAUAGUUAUUUUUGGCUCUGUCUUUCCCCCUUCUUCAGCCUUACCAUUGCAUUAUUAAAAUUUUUGUAUCUGCUCAGUAAUGUUAGAAAU
This is a messenger RNA of Mustela erminea (ermine), 4749 nucleotides long. It is a transcript of the gene GABPB2, whose product is annotated as GA binding protein transcription factor subunit beta 2. Gene Ontology annotation, cellular component: nucleus. Gene Ontology annotation, molecular function: protein binding; transcription cis-regulatory region binding. Gene Ontology annotation, biological process: positive regulation of transcription by RNA polymerase II. Lineage: Eukaryota; Metazoa; Chordata; Mammalia; Carnivora; Mustelidae. The transcript has 9 exons. The record is from RefSeq and is a predicted model, not a curated record. The coding region runs from base 364 to 1707 and encodes 447 amino acids.